Messenger RNA from Triticum dicoccoides, 459 nucleotides. Its product is annotated as signal recognition particle 54 kDa protein 2-like. Gene Ontology annotation, molecular function: GTP binding; endoplasmic reticulum signal sequence receptor activity; GTPase activity. Gene Ontology annotation, cellular component: cytosol; signal recognition particle, endoplasmic reticulum targeting. Bases 1 to 360 code for a protein of 119 amino acids. The transcript is spliced from 2 exons. NCBI's taxonomy places the organism in Eukaryota, Viridiplantae, Streptophyta, Magnoliopsida, Poales, Poaceae. Gene Ontology annotation, biological process: SRP-dependent cotranslational protein targeting to membrane, translocation; SRP-dependent cotranslational protein targeting to membrane. The record is from RefSeq and is a predicted model, not a curated record.
AUGGUGCUCGCGCAGCUGGGCAGGAGCAUCUCCCGCGUGCUUGCGCAGAUGGGCAAUGCCACGGUGAUCGACGAGAAGGUGCUCGGGGAGUGCCUCAACGAGAUCUCCCCCGCGCUCCUGCAGUCUGACGUCCGGAAGAUCGUCAACCUCGAGACCCUCGCCGCCGGCACCAACAAGCGGCGCAUCAUACAGCAGGCCGUCUUCACGGAGCUCUGCAACAUGCUAGAUCCAGGGAAGCCGGUCUUCACCCCCAAGAAGGGCAAGCCCAAUGUCGUCAUGUUCGUCGGAUUGCAGGGCCAGUCUGACUCACCAACCAACCUCGCCUGCUUGCUCUGUUUAUUGUUCUACACCUAUUACUGAAUGUAUAUAUGUACCACUCUGUGUGUAGCAUUUUUCUAACUGUACAAUAGCACUCACUCCUCUACUGUCACAUAAUAGAUUAGCCUUGAAUUCAUCUAG